Acanthaster planci (crown-of-thorns starfish) is the source of this 4929-nucleotide messenger RNA. Its product is annotated as tyrosine-protein kinase receptor Tie-1-like. Gene Ontology annotation, biological process: positive regulation of kinase activity; multicellular organism development; protein phosphorylation. The record is from RefSeq and is a predicted model, not a curated record. Gene Ontology annotation, cellular component: signaling receptor complex; plasma membrane. Gene Ontology annotation, molecular function: transmembrane receptor protein tyrosine kinase activity; ATP binding; protein binding. NCBI's taxonomy places the organism in Eukaryota, Metazoa, Echinodermata, Asteroidea, Valvatida, Acanthasteridae.
UGCUUGCCAGGGUCGUUUGUUUUGUCUUCCUGAUCCGUACGGGUGUUCCUGUGCUGCUGGGUUUACUGGAAUAGACUGCAUGCAAGGUUGUAAUGGUGGGAUGUUUGGAGCUGAUUGCAAGCAGACGUGUCACUGUGCAUCAGGCGACCUUUGCGAAGAGGAUACUGGAAAAUGUGCUGGAAAUUGUGUAGAUCCAUAUUUCGGAGAAAACUGCCAGUGUGCAACCACCAACGCCGUUCUUGGGCUCGACGUAAUUUCAAACGAUCCAUAUGAGCUGCGUGUCUCCUGGCUACCAGAUCCAUGUGUCCCUGGCUACUCACUAGAGUAUACAUUGACAAACAGAGGUCAAUGUGAAGUAAUCAAAUCUCCGCAGCCAGUGAUAGUCCCUGACUUGCUUGAUGAUCAGACUACCAGUCAUGUGAUAACUGGUCUGGAGGCUCAUUCAACAUACACAGUUUCUCUUCGCCCAGAAUACACUAGUACACAAGGGCCCGAUGUUUCAACAUCAGUGACUACGUUACUAGAAACGAAUCCGUCCGUUUCACCUGUGAUUAUAACUUCUUACGAUUCCGUCAGUGUAACACUCAGCUGGCGUGAAGUGAAUUGUGCCAAUUACUCUGUGGAGUAUGCAUUGCUUAACAAAGAAGGAUGCCAACCCAUCAGCCCAAUUAUCUUCUUGCUGCACUGCAUGUGCUCGGGAACUAAUGUGACGGUAAUAUCUGAUCUGAUGGCUAACUCGAUGUACAGGAUGCGAGUCAAGGCCUUUGUGGAUGGAAAUCACGGAUCAGCAGAAGAGAAAGAUGUUACGACAAGUACCAGAGAACCGUCUGCCUCACCCGCAAACGUUACACUCCUUGUGCGGAACAAGCGACAAUUGAGUUUCUCUUGGAGCCCGCCACCAUGUGGAAGCCGAGGUGGUAUCAUCACUGGCUACGUAUACAAGCUGAGUGGAAGGGGUCCAACCAUCCUGGAUGACACAGCAGUUGAAUCAGUGACGAUAACUCAACUAAUUCCUUUCACAAAUUACAAGUUUCAAGUAGCUGCAAAAACCAAUGCUGGAGCUGGACCUUACAGCGAAACCAUAACUGGAAAAACUUUAGAAGCGGUGCCAACGGCUCCUGUAAAUGUCGCUAUUCAGAACGUGGAUGACGUUUCAAUCACUGUCAAAUGGUCAGAGCCCGACCCUCCACAGGGCAUCAUUACUCAUUACAACGUUCGUUACUGGAAGAGUGGCCAGACAGGAAGCCAGACUGAUGAGGAUGUGGUUCUAUUAGUGCAUCGCAUACCAGGUCUUGAAACCAAUGUGACUUACACAAUUCAGGUGCAGGCCGAGACAUCGGUUGGUGUAGGACCUUGGAGUUUGGAUGUGACUACAACAACGAGAAUUGGAGAGCCUGGUCCUGUCCAGGAACUUCAUUGGACAGACAGAACCGACUCGACAAUUACCCUGGACUGGGAACCACCAAUUAGCCCUAAUGGACAAAUCCGAAAAUACAUUGUUGAAUACAGAGCGCUGGAAAAGUCUCACCAACCCAGUUUUACUCCAUCUGAUGAGUACAUCAGAAAUGAAGUGGUGAGUGCGCCAUACCAAAAGGAGAACCUGGAACCUGCUACAAAGUAUGACUUCAAGGUGUCGGCGGAGAACCAGUUGUUCAUAGGAUUUGGUACAAGUUUGGAGAUUUUUACAAAACCAAAAUCCGAUCUUCCUGCUCCACCGCAACCUAUAUCAUUCCCAGACGAUUCCACAGACACUACGGUCACUAUUGGUUUGACUCUUGCUAUAUCCGGGGAUGAUUUCACUGAAUCUUACGUUAUCCGAGUCAAGAAGACUAGGUCUUCGUCAGUGACCAAGAGAGACGUUCUUAUCCCCAGCCACUUCGAGGAUUCUCCAGAUGACUACAUUGCGGCUGACCUCCUCAAGGGGGGCGUGCCUGAUAGAUUUGUUGUGGGGGACGCCAAACUGUACGGCGGCUACUACAACGCACCGCUACAGAGGGGCGCUGUGUACAACAUUCGUGUUGGAUCUGUCAGCCGGGGUAAUGAGACGGAGGCUAAUGUGGUAUAUUCAGAGCCACUGACAGUCAAAGUUGAACAGUCCAGUUCCAGUGUGGGGCCGGUUAUUGCUGCUGUCGUACUGGCAAUUGUCCUCUUCAUUGUCGUUGGUAUUGCCGCAUUCAUCUAUUGGAAGAAACGUCGAACUCCCUCACCGCCACCCGCUACUACUGAACUGAAGGUUCUAUCUGAAACCAGUAAAGCUAAAAUCAGAAACAUAGGCUCAUCAAGUGAGAGCAACACAUUGAACCCCGACGUAGAUGUCUACGAAGACAUCGGACUUCUUCCCAGCUGGGCAGCUCAAAUGGAAAUACGAUGGGAGAAUUUGGUGGUAGAAGAUGUGAUUCUUGGUAAAGGCAACUUUGGUGAGGUGCGUGCAGGGGGAGUCAAGAUGGACGGCAAUGUCAUUAAAGCAGCAAUCAAAACACUUAAAGAGAGUGCCUCAGAAACUGUUUUGGAUGAUUUCAAGACGGAGCUUCAGACAAUGACGGGGAUUAAACCACACCCUAAUGUGGUUUGUCUUCUGGGCGCGUGUCUCCAUGAAGGGAUUCUGUACGUGGCACUUGAAUUUCUACCAAAUGGCAACCUACGAGAUUACUUGAGAAAAACUCGGCCAAAUCAGCAAGGAUCAGCCGACUCUAAAGAUGACGUGUCACCUUUGACUUCAAAAAACCUGCUGAACUUUGGUCUGGACGUUGCUAAAGGAAUGGAACACCUGUCUAACACCGGGAUUAUACACCGCGACCUCGCUGCAAGAAACAUACUUCUGUCUGAGAAUCUAACUGCUAAAGUUUCGGACUUUGGCCUGUCUAGAGGAGAAGACGUCUAUGUUCAGAAAUCCUCGACCAGAAUUCCCGUCCGCUGGUUGGCCAUCGAAUCUUUGACACGCCGCGUGUACAAGACCAAAAGUGAUGUAUGGUCGUUUGGAAUAUUACUCUGGGAGAUAGCAACCUACGGAUCUACUCCGUACCCAGGCAUUGAGAGCAAGUCAUUGGCCAAGAGACUGUUGGAUGGUUACCGCAUGCCUAAGCCGGAAAACUGCGCUGAUGAACUCUACAACUUGAUGUUGAGGUGCUGGCAGGAAGAACCAAACGACCGCCCAAACUUCGGAAACCUCGUUCAGAUUCUGGAAGAAGUGUGCCUGGUGUCCGAUGCAGAUAUCUAUUUGUCACCAACCGUCUAUCAGAACUUCAUCAUCAAGCGCGAGUUUGACGAUAAGUAACUGACGAUUUUGACAUGCAGAUGCUUCAGCUUUGCAGGUGGCUUUGUCACCUUCAUUAUUUCGAGAUAAUGGACAUGAUCGGCAUAUAGUUUAGUCAUACAUUAACAGUAUGAAGCUGAAAACUUCUGUAGAAAUUCGGUAGAAAACAUAAGCAGAGAACGAGCGUCAUUAGGAGAGUUUAUAACCCAGUAGGCCUAUUUGAUUCAGCCAUCAACCACAAUUAAUAGCUAAAAAUGGAAAACUGUAUUACGUGUUCAUUGUUACACACUAAGUGCGUGAAAACCAUAAUCAGCAUGCAGUGUGUGAGAUUUAAAAUAAUUUCAUUAUGAUAAACACUGCACAUGGAUACCAAGGCAGUGUUGCAAUGUUCCAGGAAAACAUUGGGGAUGCAAUUUCUAUUUCGCUAAAGUAGGCUUAACCUUCUUGUCCAUUACACUUGUUUUCAAUACGCUUUUUACGAAAGUGGAUGACCACUAAUUCUUCCCACAUGGGUAUAAAGUAAGGCAACUUUGCUCAAGCGCCUAGAAUAACUUUAGACUGCCCUCCUGCGCUGCAGGGCGGUCCAAAAAGUAUUAGAACUCCUGCCUCGCGAAAAUUAUGUAUUUCUUUGUGCUACCACUAUUGGCAAAUUACUCCUUUAAAGAGAGUCAUUGGAAGUGAUUUCAAAACAGUCUGAAGGCAUUUACUGUUGAUCAUAAUAUAGAAAUGAGUUUUUACCAACACAGAAGCCUCCGCUGUGUUUGAUGAAAGUCAUGGAACGUGUCUUCACGUAUCGAAGUGUAACUUUUGAGAUCAUGUUUUGGUGUGUACUUCUGCUGAUACUAUACCCAGAGUACUAGUUUUAAGACGCAUAUUUACUCGGAAUGGUUAUUGUAGAAAUAAAUUCAUGAUUACACAGUUUUUUAUACACUUUCACCUGGUGCAGAAAACUAACGUUGAGUAAUAUCUUUUUCAUUCCUGUGAGUAUUUGAAUCGUGUGAUAUAGCCGUACAUUUCAUAAAUAAUGGCGAUAUAGGCUUUAGAAUUAUAUUAGACGUAAUGACACUCCUUCGGACUUUCCACGUGGUCAGCGUGUUAGCCUUUAAAAUAUAGAAUCAUUGACUGCAUCAUCGGCAAUCAGAAUAAAUCAUAAUACAUCCGGGACACCCCCACUGUCACCCUGCCUGCACCUCUUGCCCAGGGAUUGAGUUUUAUUUUUCCCUCGCUCUCAGCUUGGCUCCCCCACGCUGUACUAGGGACAUUACCGAGUCAUCUUUCUUGCCAUGAUUUGCUCGAAUGGCUUUCUUCCAAAAACCGAAGAUUAAGAUUUUCGUGUCGAUGGAUCUACUGCUUAACGUAAAUUGGAUAAAUUGCAAAAACGACAUGCAUCAUGGCAGACAAUCCCGGGGAAGGGAGGGUGGUGGACGGGUGUUAUGACGAGUCUAUCUUAACUAUAGAUAACCAAAAAAAGAAAACGAUAGUGGCAUUUAUCCAAAAAGUAAUAUCGCCCCCUAAAUGCUGGGCAUACUGUGAACAAGAUAAUACUUUGUGAUUUUGCUAUCGUUAAUGUCAGGAUAUUUCAACGAAAGUUCACUGUAGGCCUAUAUGAAAAUUUUACCUCGAAAUAAAUAUGGAAAAUACAUGCUGUUACAGCAUGAAUGCGACUAGACAUUUGA